UGGAGCAUUGAAUUGCCCACCUUUUCUUGCGUAACGUUUCCCUUUCUGUUCGCUUCAUCAAAUGGAUUCUCCUCCUCCUCUCCUCAAAUGUCCACUCAUUCCCAUUCCUCCCCUCUCUAUCUCACCAACUUAGGCCUCGGCAACUCCAUCGCCAUCGCUCUUGGUUUCCUCGUGCUCCUCUCUAUUAUCCUCCUCGCCUCCUACGUCUGCUGCCGCCCUUCUUCUUCUUCGGCUCGCCGCUUCUCUCCCAACCCCGCCGCUGCCAAUUCCGAUGGAAUCAUUCUUCCCAGAGUUGUUUUUGUUGCCGAAGACGAAGACGAUGAAAAUGUGGUCGUGGGGCUGGAUCAAGCCGUUAUAAACUCAUACCCCAAGUUCCAGUUCAGUAAAGAGGCGGUUGCUGUGGGUUCUAACGCUGACACGACAUGUUCCAUUUGUUUAUGUGAGUAUAGGGAUUUGGAGAUGUUAAGAAUGAUGCCCGAGUGCAGGCACUGUUUCCAUGUUUCUUGUCUUGAUGCUUGGUUGAAACUUAAUGGGUCUUGUCCCGUUUGUCGGAACUCGCCACUUCCGACUCCGCUUUCUACGCCUUUGACGGAGAUCGUGCCUUUGUCUCAGUACGCUGCAGACCGAAGGAGAAUGAGGUGACUUUUAUUUGGGGGUGCUUCUUCCUCUUUUUUUAAAUCUCAGUUUGUG
Hibiscus syriacus is the source of this 690-nucleotide messenger RNA. RefSeq names its product RING-H2 finger protein ATL67-like. Gene Ontology annotation, biological process: protein ubiquitination. The coding region runs from base 88 to 642 and encodes 184 amino acids. Gene Ontology annotation, molecular function: transferase activity. The record is from RefSeq and is a predicted model, not a curated record. The transcript has a single exon. NCBI's taxonomy places the organism in Eukaryota, Viridiplantae, Streptophyta, Magnoliopsida, Malvales, Malvaceae.